Messenger RNA from Postia placenta MAD-698-R-SB12, 228 nucleotides. RefSeq lists its product as hypothetical. The transcript has 2 exons. The annotation marks the transcript as partial. Lineage: Eukaryota; Fungi; Basidiomycota; Agaricomycetes; Polyporales; Adustoporiaceae. The record is from RefSeq and is a predicted model, not a curated record.
UCCAGCACCGCCAACCCGUAUCCCUUCCCGAGCAGCGCCAACCCGUCCCCGCACCAGAUCUUCCACCUCCCGCUGAGCGCGACCCGCGACGAGGUCAAGGCACGCUACUACGACCUCGUGCGCAUCUACCACCCCGACUCGCCCGUCAGCCGCACCGUCCCGCCCGCGACCGCCCACGCGCGCUUCCAGGCGAUCAGCGCCGCGUACGCCGCGCUCUCUGGCAAAGCC